ACACCCUCACCCUCGCCCUCCAUCUCUCACCCACACUUUUGCGCUCCGGAAGCAGCACGCCCUCCUUUUCUCUCUCACACACACUCUCUUUCCCUUCCUCUUCCAUCACGCCCAUCCGGCAGCACGCUCUCUGCUCAGCCAAGCAUUCUCCCUUGCAUUCCUUGCGCCUUCGAGAACGACCGCUACCCCACGCGACAAGCAUUCCAGCGCUGCCUCUCGGCAAACAACGGGAGAACGUUAUCCCCUCGACGCAUCUUCAUCCACUCUGCUCGCAGCCACUCAUUUCACGCGUCCAACGACACGGCUGAACAUCACAGGUCACCACCAUGAAAUACACAAUCAUUUCCAUCGCGGCGCUGGCGGUCGCGGCUGCGGCGCAGCCCUACCAUCGUCACCAUCAUCACCACGACCAUCUCCACGCGGCCAAGCGCCAGAAUGGGGUUGACGUUGUUACGGAUGUCGUCACCACCACCCUGGCCGCCGAGAUCGUCUACGUCAACCAGAACGGCCAGCCCGUGUCUACCUCAUACGUCGCCGGCCCGGCCACAACCACCGCGGCGUUGUCGGCUGCCUCCGUCCCCUCGA
Messenger RNA from Neohortaea acidophila, 585 nucleotides. RefSeq lists its product as uncharacterized. The annotation marks the transcript as partial. The record is from RefSeq and is a predicted model, not a curated record. Lineage: Eukaryota; Fungi; Ascomycota; Dothideomycetes; Mycosphaerellales; Teratosphaeriaceae. The transcript has 2 exons.